AUGAGGAGGGCGGAGGUGCAGGAGACGCCGGGGGGUGAGGCGGCGGCGGCUGCGGGGGAAGGGGGAAGCGUCGCAGCGGUGACUGCGUCGGUGGGGGCUGUGGAGGAUGUGGCUGUUGCCGCGGAGGCGCCAGCGGAGGCCGUGACGACAUUGGGGCUGGCUGGCGGAACUGCCGCCGCUUUUGGCGGCGGCUCAACUUCACGCUCUGCAAACCACCAGGUGGCACAACCGCAGACGCUGGAGCUGGGUCAGUCGUUGGAUCAGGAUCCGUCUGAGGCGGUGGCCUUGUCUGCAUCACCGGCGCCGGUAAAGGCGGCGGUGUUGGCUGUGGAGGUGACUGCUUUGACCGCGGCAGAGAACCUGGCCGACACCCCGGUCGAGGGGAAGGUAUCGGUGGCCGCUGUGAGCGCUGGAACAUCUGCUGCUGCCGAGGGCGCAGACACGCAGGAGCGCGACCAGGCGGCGAGCGGAAGACGGGGUCACGGGAACGGCGCCCCUGGGCGCGUCGCUCGCGGAAAGGGCGGGAGGAAGUUCCGUGCCCAGCCAGCGCCAAGGCGGCCCGGAGCAGGGCUGGGACCUAGCGCCCCGGGGCAGGGCGGGAUGGCGUGUAUGGAGGCUACGGGGGGGGGGGGGGGGGGCGACGCGCGGCCUCCCUGGGCGCCAAAGUAG
Messenger RNA from Closterium sp. NIES-65, 669 nucleotides. The record is from the annotation of a GenBank genome assembly. Lineage: Eukaryota; Viridiplantae; Streptophyta; Zygnematophyceae; Desmidiales; Closteriaceae.